AUAUCCGCGAUGGUCCAGAUCCGGACUUCGAUUCCCGCGACCUUGACUCGGUUUACGCGCGCCAAGGUCGGGGAACCUUUUAAAGACUUUCCUCCUCGCUUCGUACGCGACGUAGGCACACGUUACUUACCGUUUCUCUUCUCUCAUAGUCGGGGGUCACGACGGUCUCGUAUAAAAUUUACAACGGAGACGGUUACCGCUUACUAACGGGUAUUUCGCCUGUCUUUGGAUUACAGUUCGUUUGUUUGGUGUUUUGUUGAGUUUCUCGCUAUUUGCAAAGCUUCGAUCGUCUGGCGAGGCAAGGUUCGCGGUUCGGUGUAUCCAAACUGCCCUUUGAGUUACCAAUUCGGAGUCUCUGCUUUGUAAUUUCGUCCCUGGGCCGUCCGAAUAGAGAAUUUAAGUCGACAAUGAAGUGCUACGCUGUGGCUGUGACAGGCCUGCUUUUUUGGACAUCCCUCGUCAACGCGGGACAACUUAUCACCGGUUACAAUCUGAUCGGACCCCAACAGCUAAUAGUCCCCUACGAGCCCCAAAUCGUCCCCACGUUUCCCCAUCACAGGUCAGUACCGGCCCAUCCGAGGGCGCUGCAGACGUCCCUGGAAGAGUCGGUGCUGCCGGAAGGUCUUUCUAAGUCUAACCACUUCUACGGUAACCCCUUGAUCGCUGGCGCCCUGGCCAGGGAGUCGCUCAACUUCAACAAAGAAGCGGUUGUGUAUGACAGGCCGUCGGAGAAGAUCCCCAGGGAUGAAAUCGCGAAGCUGAUCAACAACCUCCACAGGGUGCAUCACGGAGUCCGCUAAGGUCGACGAGAUGAUCCCUAGUUCGGGAAAAUAAAAAAGUCUGAGUUUUCGAAUUGUCUCAUCUUCUUUUCUUUCUCCUUUUUACGUUUAUUUAUAUUAAUUUGUCCUUUCCUCUCUAUUCUUCUCCUCCUUCUUAAUUUACCCGCAAUCCUAACUUGAAAAGUUAGUCCUUUACACUUUUCCUCACUUCUUUCUUGUUUUCAUUUCCGUCAUUAAUAUCCCUACUUUUCCUAUUCAUUCUUGUUUACGGUUUUUUUUUCAAUUUUUGUGUGUUUCCGUAGUGUAAAAAUGUAAAUAAAGUAUUGUUAUUAUUAAUAUAUGCAUUUUGAAUUUAUUUUCAUCUUCAGUGCGCAAAGGGAUACUGAAAAAUCCGCGUAAAUAUGCUUCUUCUUGUACUUAGUUUACCGACAGAGUUAACAUGGAAAUUUAGAUAUUUUAACGUUUCUUCGCUUCCUCCUUGUUUCUUUCAUUUCAUUCUU
Molecule: messenger RNA, 1279 nt
Organism: Cylas formicarius (sweet potato weevil)
Lineage: Eukaryota; Metazoa; Arthropoda; Insecta; Coleoptera; Brentidae
Exons: 3
Coding region: 408-800 (130 amino acids)
Source: RefSeq, a predicted model, not a curated record